Molecule: messenger RNA, 6294 nt
Organism: Penicillium diatomitis
Lineage: Eukaryota; Fungi; Ascomycota; Eurotiomycetes; Eurotiales; Aspergillaceae
Product: anaphase promoting complex subunit 1
Exons: 1
Coding region: 1-6294 (2097 amino acids)
Biological process (GO): protein K11-linked ubiquitination; metaphase/anaphase transition of mitotic cell cycle; anaphase-promoting complex-dependent catabolic process
Cellular component (GO): anaphase-promoting complex
Molecular function (GO): molecular adaptor activity
Source: RefSeq, a predicted model, not a curated record
AUGGCUACCACCCGCUCGCUUGGGGUGCAUGAACCUUCAGCCAUAUCAUACCUUGUUGCCGAAGGCUUUCUCCCGCUAGACCCUCCGAGGGAUCAUUACAAGUGGACAACAUGUGCUGACGAAAGUGGCUCGGCUGGUCCUGUUGACGACGAACUGGUGUGGACAAAGCACUGCGUCGUAUGGUCUCGCGCGGGCGUCGUGAAACGAGUCUUUAGAUUCGACCCCGAAAAAGAAGAUGUCAGGCACGCCCUCUUCACCCAUUUCGUGGCUGGAGAUACUAGGUUGCCCAAGCACAAGGACGCUGCUGGAAGUGCCUCGAAGAAGCACUUCGCGGCGCAUGCGACGACAAAGAGCCGGUCAAAGGUCGCCCCAAAGCACGAUGGGCUUGCUUCAUCCCUGCCAGGCUCUGGAUCGACCUUGGAUCCAUAUGCAGACACUCAUACUGAAAUUGUCGCCCCGCCGAAUCCAGGAGAGAAGCGGUCCAGGGCUCUGGUGGUUGUCCUCAAAUCCCAAGCGCACAUCUUCUUUGUCGCAGGAAACACUCAUACCAUUCCUUUGCCAUUCGAAGUUGAGUCGGUCUUUGCAACUCCUCGAGGCCUACUGUUCCAGCGAAAGAUUGUCGAUGAUGCUCCACAGCCACGCACAUCGUGUCCACCUCCUCCGAACUCCUUCAUGACAUCAGCUUCAUUGUUUGACCCCGGCGCAUCGCAGUCGUCCAACACAGUGCGGCCGGCCCCUAGUAAAGGGAAAAGGCAGUCCCUCAAACUACCUUCAAUACGGAAUUCUACAUGGGGUGCGAGCUCGCAAGGUAGUACAGAUAUUCCUCGUGUCUUUUCACUCAUUGAUCCUCAUUCUGAAAUGGGGCUGGUAGUCACUUCCUCAGCCUCGCGUGGAUUCAAGAGCAGUAUCGGCAGUGGCGCCUCGCGACGUCAAGCUUCCGGUCUAGAAGCUCUCGAUUCUACCGACGAGAUCGUGUACAUCUCUGCUAAAGACGAAUUGGCGGGUGCAGGACAACGCCAAAAUGACACCCCUCUAAUUCUAGUGGUGACGACGAACACUGUUACCGGACUCUACACUAUCUGGACGGCAAGAUACAGAGACGAUGUAAUAGACGGCUCAAAAUUGGAGUCCUCGCGCAGACAGACUGAGGGCACUCGUUCGAAGAGACGAAGCUCCCAUUUUGGAAUGACUCCAGGUACAACCACUCCGGUAGCUCGACCGCCCACAAGUCGAGAAAGCUUUGGCCCAUGGACGGAACAUUGGGCUUCGUCUCAGCAAGGGGAAAACAGGAACAACGUUGAGGAAGACCUAGUCUCGCGGGUAGCCCAGGACUUUGGUGACAUUGGGGUGCCUCUCAAGACGUCUCGGAGGGUCAGCUCUCUUCUCGCACGCACGGAUCUUGCUACGAGCCAAGACCGUAUCACUUUCUCAGACCUUGCUACGGGUAGCCAGUCUGGCGGAACGGCUCACCACGGUACUUUUCGGCAGUCCAUGGGGGCAGGUAGCACGAGAGCGAGUUUUGGAUACAAUCCUCGGUCGAGUCUUCCGCCAGGAACAGGAUCUGUCUACAGCGCUGCUGGUAGCUUUAUGGAUUCUCAUGUGGACAGGUUACUUGAAGAGACAAAUGGGGGCGCCCUGACUGAUGGGUUUGGCAAUAUUGCUUUGCGUGAAUCCGCUUCCGGUUUACCGGAAGAGCUACUUUUAACGAAAGUUGAAAGCUUUUCUACUAUGUUUUCGGGCAAUUUCCGUGGAUCCUUUGAACACGCAUCGUCUCGCAAUCUCAGAAUCUCGACGCUCUCAUCAUCAGAAUCGAGCACGCAAAACGGCAAUCUGCGAUUCGUGGCAGUCUGCGUCGUGGAUCGAGAUUCUCGAAACAUGACGAUCGUCAAUCUGAAAGCUGAACAAGUAGCCGUCUCGAAGAGCAAGAAAGCAGCGAGAAAGUUCAAGCCAGAGCGACGGCCUCUGCUAGUCCAUGCAAUUGGGGUUCAGUAUGUUCCCAAUGUUUGGGAUGCGUGCACUGUGAAGGAUGGUGGAAUCUCACGCAUCCUGACUUUGUCUGUUGCGGAGGACGGGCAUCGCGAGUUAUGCUUGCAAACUCCUUGGAGCAGCCCAAGUCAGGUCGAAAUCCCCUGUCCUCUUCAGAUGAACGAACCACAUGGAGUGUCGGCCAGCAAGCUCGUCAUACGCCCUCGAGAAAGUGGCGUCAAUCGGGUUAUGGCUGAUCCGAGCCUUGUCUUCGAAGCCUUUGAUCACAGCUGCUCGCGAGGGAAGAUAGAUUUGGUUGAUACAACGAAGCAGCGGCACAGGCUCCAGAUACGCAUGGAACCUCGCAAUGAGCUCAUUCAAAAGAUCCUGAAAGUAUGCAACUUCGUACUUCGAGAUACCGGGAAAGCUGGAGACGGCAUACUGGUCGCCUGGUGGGAGGUUGUCCGAUGGCUGCAAGGCAGAGAAGACGUCGACAGCGAUCUUGAAUGGGCAGCUAUAGUCAUCGUUUUGUUCUCUCUGGCGACCCCUUUUAUUCAAUCGCCUCAGCCUCAAGCUCCAGUUAGACGGACGCGCCGAAAAAGGAAUCUCCUUCGAUCCAGCAGCGGCAGCUACAUUGACUUGGAAAGCUGGGAGGCUAUGCUUGAUCUUGAAGGCGGGUCUUCCGGCGUUGUUGCACCAUGGAUGAAAAGCAGUGCAUGGAACUGGAUCGUCGAGCAGGACGCUAUUUCAGGGACUUCAGCCCGAGUCACAACCCGGCAACCAAAGGGCGAGCAGCCAGGUGCGAGUCGAACAACAUAUCGUCCGAAUUCCUACCUACUUCGUUGCGCGUCUUUGAGUCGCGAGUUCCUACAGAGCCCGUCGGGAGCUCGAGCCAUUGGCAAGGAUGGGUAUCUGCCCAUUUCAGGGGCUUUCGCCGAUUCCACAAGAGGCACGGCGCUUGGCACAAUACUGAUUGGCCUUCACCUUCUGCGAGAGGAACGCAAGCUCUGCACUUCUGACUCUGAGGAUUCACAACAGCCAUUGGGCCUGCUUGGUCCAGUCCUUGCUCAACUAGGUGGCUGGCUCGGUUGGCAAUCCUGGAACUGGACGGAUAACUCUUAUUAUGGCACUGAGAUGGCCAGUAUGGAACGAUGGCAAUUUGAAGAUACCCGCAUCACCGAGCUCAGUGUGCCCGCUGAACCAUUUGCACCGCCGUCAAUCUUUGAUUUCUUGGCUCGAGCCUCGAGCCAGGAUCCACCGUCCUUCCUAUCCCUUCUCGACGUUCUUAAUGCUCAAGAGCGUGCUUCUCGCAAGGACAAGCUCUGGAAAGAGUGCUUCUUGAUAACCCCAAGAACACUUGCCUUGAUCGGCUUCUUCUCUGAUCUACGUCGCGCGACCUCUCCCUUGGACAAAAUUCAGCUACUCCGUCGCUGGGGUCUGAACAAGAGUGUGAUCGAUUCUUUCCCAGAAGGCGUCAGUGGCCCGUUGUAUGAGACGGUGAUGCAAUGUCAAAAUGAAGCAUCUACUUCGUGGCAUACUGCACUUCUGGAGAUCAUCGACCGCGAAGAUUUGUACAUGUCGAUGAAUCCAGCUCAAGCCAAGAGCUUCGCCCAUUCCCAGCAGCCUGUUGCUUCUCAUGAUGCUUUCCGCGAUCAUCACAAUAUUGGCACUUCGGCACUGGAGUUUGACACCAAUGUGGCCUUUGAAGCUUCUGCGGAAGCUGACCGGCUGGCGGUGACCAAGCUUGUGUUCCGCGAGGACAGGCGCUACAUUGAUGCAUCACGGCUUCUGAAUCAGUCAAAAGCGCCCGUAGCAGAAUGCGUUCCUGAGCCGCAGUGGACGGACUCCGACCUGCUUGAAGCUCAAAAAGAUAUAGUGCAACUUGUGUCGUUCCGCACAUUGUCCAUUCCCGCUGGUCGCGGUAUGCUUUACUUCAGUGGACGUCUGCCCUUAUUGACUGAGAAGUUGCCCAUUCCUUCCUUCUCAUUGCAAUGUGUCAUGAAGCCUUCCAAUGUUACUGUCAGUGCUGACAGAAGUGCCUUCACCGAAGAGAAGGUCUGCUGGGCGUUUUUCCACAACGGUGUGUCAACGGGAUUGGCGAUCUCAAAGGCGUCAAAAGGUAUCGAUACAUCGUGGAUCCUCUUCAACAAGCCCCAAGACUUGACCAAUCGUCAUGCUGGUUUCUUGCUGGCUCUUGGUUUGAAUGGCCAUCUGAAAAGCCUGGCCAAGUGGGUGGCUUUCAAGUACCUGACUCCGAAGCAUACCAUGACUUCGAUCGGGCUGCUGCUUGGUCUUUCGGCUUCCUACAUAGGCACCAUGGACACGCUGAUCACUCGACUACUUUCCGUCCACGUUUCGAGAAUGCUUCCUAUGGGUGCUGCUGAGCUCAACUUAUCACCAUUGACCCAGACUGCCGGUAUCAUGGGCAUAGGUCUACUCUACUGUGGCUCGCAGCACCGCCGCAUGAGUGAGGUGAUGCUGUCUGAAAUCGAGAGCACUGAACAAGAGGAGCAUUCCGCAUCACAGGAGGACUUACGAGACGAGGGCUAUCGUCUGGCCGCAGGAUUUGCGCUUGGUUUGAUCAACCUCGCCAAGGGAAAAGAUCUCCAGGGCAUGCGGGACAUGCACGUCGUCGAAAGACUUCUUUCCAUUGCCGCGGGCACUAAAAACGUUGAUCUUGCACACGUGCUGGACCGUGCCACAGCGGGUGCCACGAUUGCAAUUACUCUCAUAUUCAUGAAGACCAAUGAUUCACAUCUAGCACAGAAGAUUGACAUUCCUGACACCACCGUCCGAUUUGACUACGUCCGGCCAGAUCUUUUCCUGCUGCGCACACUGGCACGCCAUCUUAUCAUGUGGGACAGUAUCAGACCUGAACCGGACUGGGUGGAUUCGAGUUUGCCCCCUGUUUAUCGGAGACGGGCUCGCCUUCGCGGUAUCCGUCAGUUGCAGAGUGAAGAUAUGCCCUUCUUCAACAUUCUUGGGGGUAUCUGCUUUGCUCUAGGCCUUCGGUACGCCGGCUCUGGUAACACGCAAGCUCGAGAUCUUCUCAUCUACUAUCUCGACCAAUUUAUUCGCAUUUCGCGCUUACCAGUUGUCAGCUAUGACGGCAGACUGACACGCAAUUCAGUGCGCAAUUGUCAGGAUAUCGUGUCUUUGUCGGCUGCAGCUGUCAUGGCUGGUACAGGCGACCUGUUGCUAUUCCGAAGGUUGCGUUCGCUUCACGGACGGGUCGAUCCAGACACGCCCUAUGGUAGCCACAUGGCUGCCCAUAUGGCAAUCGGUAUGCUUUUCCUGGGAGGAGGUAGCUACACGCUGGGAAGCUCCGAUCUUGGCGUGGCCGCGCUUUUGUGCGCGUUAUAUCCCAUUUUCCCCACCACCGUUCUAGACAACAAAUGUCAUCUUCAAGCAUUCCGUCACAUGUGGGUUCUCGCUGCAGAACCUCGCUGCAUCGUGCCUCGAGAUUUGGACAAUCGGCGACCUAUCUCCAUCCCUAUCACUCUAACCACACGGACUGGCGCUAUUUUCAGCCUCACUGCACCCUGCCUGCUUCCUGAUCCCAGUGAGAUCACCCGCGUUGAUGUUCGAGGUCCGGACCAUUGGCCUCUGGUGCUAGACUUCAAUCAAGACCACGCUCUACGUGAGAAGUUCCGCCGCGGUGAUCCAUCCGUCUAUCUGCGUCGCAAGGCCACCUACAGUUCCGCUGGCGACGCCAGCUCGGUAUUCGCCUCGACUCUAACCGGUCUCAGCGAAGCACAAGACAUUCUUCCCGCUACAGCAGCUGCCGGCGCAAGCUCUGCCAAGGGCCUUCCACCAUCACUGUGGCCAAAUCAAUCAACCUUGCUGCCCGUCUUGCUGGGCGCCGCAGCAGGAUCUUCCCAAUCACCAUGGGACUGGGUCUUCGCUCUCCCUUCCCUGCGAGGACUAGACAUUCGCGAACGAUCCCUCGUUCUACCGUCCUCUUUCCCUGCGCCCUCGAACCGAAUCAACGCACAAUCGGUCACAGCGCCACCAUGGCUCCGUACCUCGGCCGUUGACACUCGCCUCGCCCUGGCGCACACGGUUCGAAAUAUCGUCCAGGCUGCGCAUGGUCUUAGUGCGGACGCAGAUGAAAUCCGCGAUCGUGUGUGGCAGCUUAGAAUAUUGUUUGAGUGGCUGGAUCGCGUGCAGUCAGACGAAGCUGAGAAGAGCGUGAGUCCGGACGCGCUCCCACAGUCACAGAAUCAGACGUCUGGCUUGUGGCUACGGAGGGAUUUCUUGGAGGAGGCGAGGUGGCAGAUUUUGGGGGUGCAGAAUGAAGACUAUGGAGUUGGAAUGGACGGUGCUUGA